AUGGAAUCCUCCUUGGCUUACGAUCUCUGCAAGUGGGUGGAAGACAACCAGGCUUUGGCUACAAUCGCCGCGGGAGCUACACUAGUUCUGAUCUCUGAGAUAGUCUCUCGGCUCUGGAGGAAGCUUCGGCAGCGGAUGCUGCCCAGAGGAGCUGCAUUCGAGCUGGUCGUCUUCAAUGAUCAGGGCGAGGACUGUUCGGCGAAGCACUACCGAUAUCUCUGUGACAAAGUGCCCAAAGAGAAGCAGGAUUGCGGCAAUCCUUUUUGCUCCGAGCUUAACCAGCAAAAAAUAGUGAAUCGGAUCGAUGCAGCGAUGUACUCUGUGGACUUGGCCAUUUUUUCGUUCCAUUCCAUGGUCAUGACGAAGGCUCUACUACAGGCCUUUAGCCGAAACGUGUGUGUACGUAUAAUCACUAACCAGGAGUCAUCAGCUACCUAUGCCUUCGAAAAGUUGCGAAACUAUGGAGUGCAGGUGCGCGCACCCAGAAACCCUCUAAGGUCAAAAGCCCUAAUGCACCACAAGUUUUUUGUGGUGGACGCCAAAUCCCGGGUGUUGGACAUCCAGAAGAGCCGGGGACUUCGCCAUUAUCGACCUUUCGUCACAACGUUCGCCACCGGCUCCAUAAACUGGUCAACGCAGGGCUUUGGCGGCAACUGGGAGAACUGCCUCAUUAGCUACGACGCUGGAAAUGCCGAGAUCUACCAGAAGGAGUUCAAUCGCCUGUGGGAACUUUCGUCAGAUAUUGGUCCUCGCAGACAUUAA
Molecule: messenger RNA, 762 nt
Organism: Drosophila bipectinata
Lineage: Eukaryota; Metazoa; Arthropoda; Insecta; Diptera; Drosophilidae
Product: mitochondrial cardiolipin hydrolase-like
Biological process (GO): piRNA processing
Cellular component (GO): mitochondrion
Molecular function (GO): RNA endonuclease activity producing 5'-phosphomonoesters, hydrolytic mechanism
Source: RefSeq, a predicted model, not a curated record